GCUUGGAACUUCGCUUUGAACCACAACGCGGUUGCCCUCCGGCAAGACAGCUAGAGGAAUCAAGAAUCAACAGUAACAACACUCAACUGCUAUCGCGACCACCUGUGACUUUGACUAGUCAUGGCGACUCCGUUGCAGUUUGCCUACCGAACCCAGAAGGCCAUCGGCGUCUUUGACGCCGCGCCUGUCUACGAGGCCCUCCCUGGAUUCGUCAAGCCCGAAGGGAACCUCCGGUGUUGUGCCUAUUCGCCGUGUGGCCGGUACUUCGCGUAUGCUUCUAAUGAAGGCGUCGUCGUUGUCGAUGCCUCGGUUGGCCAUGUACUGACGGCACUUCCCAUCGCGGCCGUCUACGAGCUUGGUUUCUCCCCCCGAGGCACGUACCUGAUCACCUUUGAGCGUCCUUCCAAGGAUGACAAUGGCGAUGCGACCAAGAACCUCAAGAUCUGGCGCACCAUCGAGGACGUUGCCGAGGGUGUUGAGAAGCAGCCAAUCGGCCAGUUCGUUCAGAAGUCGUGGACAGGCUGGAACCUGCAGUACACGGCGGACGAAAAGUAUUGCGCGCGCAACGUGACGAACGAGGUGCAGUUCUACAAUAGCAACGACCUCUCGACCGUCUGGAACAAGUUGCGCGUCGAAGGCGUGGUUGAUUUCGCAAUUGCACCCGGCCUGAACCAAAACGUUGCAGUUUUCGUCCCCGAGCGCAAGGGCCAACCUGCUGCUGUCAAGGUCUACAACAUCCCUUCGUUCAACAGCCCAAUCUCGCAAAAGACCUUCUUCAAAGGGGACAAGGUGCAACUGAAAUGGAACGCACUGGGGACGACGUUGAUCGUGUUGGCGCAGACCGACGUAGAUAAGUCGAACAAGAGCUAUUAUGGCGAGACGACCAUGUAUCUUCUGAGCGCCAACGGAUCGUUCGACGCCAGGAUUACACUGGACAAGGAGGGGCCCAUCCAUGACGUCUCCUGGUCUCCCAACUCGACCGAGUUCGGUGUCAUUUACGGUUACAUGCCCGCAAAGACGACUAUCUUCAAUCACCGCGGUGUAGCUAUCCACUCGUUCCCGAUCGGACCUCGCAACACCAUCAUCUUCUCGCCAACUGGCCGGUUCGUUUUGGUCGCUGGCUUCGGCAAUCUGGCUGGUCAGAUUGACGUCUACGAUUUGGAGAAGGACUACCGGAAGGUGUGUACCAUUGAGAGCGGGAGCCCCAGUGUCUGCACCUGGAGUCCAGACAGCCGGUACAUUAUGACGGCGACUACGUCGCCGCGCUUGCGUGUGGAUAACGGCAUCAAGCUCUGGCAUGUGGGAGGCGGUCUCAUGUACAACGAAGAUAUGAUCGAGUUGUACAAUGUCAUGUGGCGUCCCGCACCUGCGGGCAACCUCUCGGCUUCCGGGGAUCCGCUGCACCCGGUACCGGCCCCGCACGCUUCGGCCCUUACGUAUCUUAGCACGGCCAAGACGCCGUCCAAGCCGGUCGGUGCUUACCGCCCGCCCGGCGCCCGCGGCGCGGUGACCCCGCUGCACUUCAAGCGCGAGGACGAGGGCGGCGCGGCGCAUACCGUCAGCAAUGGCACGCCCUCGAUCGGACCUAAUGGAUUUGGUCGUCCACGUCACAUGGUUCCUGGCGCGGAGCCAGUCGAACGUUCCUCGGUUCCUGGGGCGACGCCGGCUGACGACGGCAAUGCGUCCAAGUCGAAGAACAAGAAGAAGCGGAGCAAGAAGGCAAAGGAGGGUGGUGAUGCAGGCGCCGCUGCGACCGCUCCCACCGAAGGAGGCCUCGCGCCGUCUCCCCGCGAGCACGGAAGCGCCUCGGGCAAUGAAGGCCGUAGCCCUGACCGGCGCGGCCAGCAGGGCCAGCACCACGCCCACCAUGCUCGUAGCCGGUCCCGGAACAACCACCACCUACAUCCUACUCAGCGCAACCACGGCAAUGCGCACCGCGCGCGCUCGCACAGCCGUCCUGCCCACGCGGCACAGGGCGGCGGUAAUGGGGGCGCGCCUGCUGGCGAUGCCGGCGCUGCGCCGGCGGCCAACCCCAACGCCAAGAAGAUCCGUGCGCUGCAGAAAAAGAUCCGGGCGAUUGAGGAUCUCGAGAUGCGACACGCGGGCGGAGAGAGGCUGGAGGAUACGCAGCUUAAGAAGAUCGCCACGAAGCCGGACGUGCUCAAGGAGCUGGAGAAGCUGGAGAAGGAACAGGCUUAGAAUCGCACGUUCCUCGUGAGAGUCGGCGAUCCUGGUGGUAUGGAAAGAGGAAGGAAGAUACAAGGUGUGAAAGUCUUGUCAUCUUCCUGCUUUUAUUUCCCAGUGGGAUGAUAAGCCGCGAUUCUGCCUGGCGCUUUUUACCCUCUGCUGAGCAUGGUUUCAGAUAUCUACUUCGUUACCUACUUCACCUAGGACUCAGGUAGAUACAGGACAAGAGGCGCGCGGGCUUGGACUGGGGCAUAAAACCGAGCUUUCUCGGGAGAGUGGGGGAGAAGGAUCCGUCCUGAUGAGGGAGAUGGCGGAACGAAGUGCGGUGAGUAUCCAUGG
Messenger RNA from Chaetomium strumarium, 2526 nucleotides. Its product is annotated as eukaryotic translation initiation factor eIF2A-domain-containing protein. NCBI's taxonomy places the organism in Eukaryota, Fungi, Ascomycota, Sordariomycetes, Sordariales, Chaetomiaceae. Gene Ontology annotation, molecular function: translation initiation factor activity; mRNA binding; tRNA binding. The record is from RefSeq and is a predicted model, not a curated record. Gene Ontology annotation, biological process: translational initiation. The transcript has 2 exons. The coding region runs from base 121 to 2199 and encodes 692 amino acids. Gene Ontology annotation, cellular component: cytosolic small ribosomal subunit.